Molecule: messenger RNA, 6082 nt
Organism: Sinocyclocheilus grahami
Lineage: Eukaryota; Metazoa; Chordata; Actinopteri; Cypriniformes; Cyprinidae
Product: bone morphogenetic protein receptor type-2-like
Exons: 13
Coding region: 1-3186 (1061 amino acids)
Biological process (GO): BMP signaling pathway; cellular response to growth factor stimulus; protein phosphorylation
Cellular component (GO): plasma membrane; signaling receptor complex
Molecular function (GO): transforming growth factor beta receptor activity; ATP binding
Source: RefSeq, a predicted model, not a curated record
AUGAGGAGUCCUGCAGCGUCAGGCAUCCGCGGCUACGCUGAGGACACAUUCAUCUCUGCUCAGAGUGAGGAGAGAGAGCGGGAGUGUGCAUUUAAUGACCAGCACCAGCAGGUGGAUGAGCAGAGUGUGGCUGCUGACUGGCACAUCACCAGAGAAAAUAACACCAUCCUGUGCAGCAAGAGCAGCCGCUGCUAUGGCCUGUGGGAGAAAACACACGAUGGAGAGAUUCGCCUGGUCAAACAAGGCUGUUGGACUUACAUUGGUGACCAGCAGGACUGCCAUGACGACCGUUGCGUGGUUACCACCACGCCGUCGCAGAUCCAGAAUGGCACCUACAGAUUCUGCUGCUGCAGCACCAACAUGUGCAACGUCAACUUCACAGAGAACUGGGUGCCCAGCCCCACCAGCACCACCCAAGAGCAGCAGCCUUUACACCGGGAUGAGGCCAUCUUCAUUGCCCUCGCGUCCGUCUCUAUAGUAGCGGUUUUGAUUGUGGCGCUGUUCUUCGGCUAUCGCAUGAUGAUGGGCGAGUGUAAACAGGGUCUGCACAACAUAGACAUGAUAGAGGCCGCACCGUCAGAACCAUCUCUGGAUUUAGACAGUUUAAAGCUCCUGGAAUUGAUUGGUCGAGGACGCUAUGGUUCUGUCUAUAAAGGAUCACUGGAUGAACGCCCAGUUGCCGUAAAAGUUUUUACCUACACCAACCGGCAGAACUUUGUGAAUGAGCGCUCCAUCUACCGAGUCCCUCUUCUGGAGCAUGAGAACGUUGCUCGUUUUAUCGUUGGCGAUGAGCGUCUCACGACAGAUGGGCGGAUGGAGUACCUGCUGGUUAUGGAGUACUACCCUCAUGGCUCUCUGUGUCGGUACCUGAGUCUGCACACGUUGGACUGGGUGAGCUGCUGUCGUCUGGCACAUUCGCUCACGAGAGGACUGGCCUACCUGCACACCGAGCUGCUGAGAGGAGAUUUGUAUAAACCUGCCAUUUCACACCGGGAUCUAAACAGCCGUAAUGUUCUGGUGAAGAACGAUGGCACAUGUGUGAUCAGCGACUUUGGCCUGUCCAUGAAACUGACGGGAAAUCGCCUCGUACGGCCUGGUGAAGAGGAAAACGCCGCCAUCAGUGAGGUGGGCACAAUCCGCUACAUGGCACCGGAAGUGCUGGAGGGAGCGGUGAACCUCAGGGACUGCGAGUCGGCUUUGAAACAGGUGGACAUGUAUGCCAUUGGCCUCAUCUACUGGGAGACCUUCAUGAGAUGCACUGACCUUUUUCCAGGGGAGGCAGUGCCAGAAUACCAGAUGGCCUUCCAGGCAGAGGCAGGGAACCACCCCUCCUUUGAGGACAUGCAGGUGCUGGUGUCCAGAGAGAAACAGAGACCCAAGUUCCCAGAAGCCUGGAAGGAGAACAGCCUGGCUGUGCGCUCUCUCAAGGAGACUAUGGAGGAUUGCUGGGAUCAGGACGCAGAGGCUCGCCUGACAGCACAGUGUGCAGAAGAGCGUAUGGCGGAACUGCUGCUGAUCUGGGAAAGAAACAAACCCGUCAGCCCCACUAUCAAUCCCAUGAGCACAGCGCUGCAGAACGAGAGGAAUCUCACCCACAGUCGCAGGGCUCCCAAGAUGGGCCCUUAUCCAGAUUACUCUUCAUCCUCUUACAUCGAGGAUCAUGAGGGCAUGGUGAAGAACCUCCCAGGCGACGUCUCUACGUCUGGCACAUCCUCUGUGGGUGGCCUGGGCGUGAGCGGCAUCAGUGGUGGCGUGGCAGUGACGGGAGAGAAGAACAGAAACUCUAUCAACUACGAGAGACAGCAGGCUCAGGCCCAAGCUCGGCUGCCUAGUCCCGAGACCAGCGGCACGAGUCUGUCCGCCACAACCACUACGAUGGGCCUCACGCCCAGCACCAUGAUGACCACCAUCUCUGAAUCAGGCCACUCGGAGGAGGCCGGAGCCGGGGGAAGCGUACCAGUGUGCCUUCAGCUCACAGAAGAGGACCUGGAGACCACCAAACUGGACCCCAAGGAGGUGGACAAGAACCUGAAAGAAAGCUCUGAUGAGAACCUGAUGGAACAUUCACAGAAGCAGUUCAGCGCUCCUGACCCACUCAGCUCAGGCAGCUCCAGCCUCUUGUUCCCGCUGAUAAAACUCGCCGCAGAAGUGACUGGUGGAUCAGGAACUGGCAGCCAGGCCGAUUUUGGGGUGGGCGGCAGUGGAAUGGGCGACACUCCUACAGCCAUGUUCUCUCUUCCCAAACAGCAGAAUCUCCCCAAGCGGCCCACCAGCUUGCCCCUCAACACCAAAAAUUCUGGCAGGGAGUCCUCGUCAUCACGGUUGAAGUUUGGCAAGCACAAGUCCAACCUGAAGCAAGUGGAGACGGGCGUAGCCAAGAUGAACACUGUAGUGACAGUUGAGCCACACUUGGUCACUGUUACUAACAAUGGACCCAGUGUCCGUAGCGGCGUUGGAGUGGUCGUUGUUAAUGGAUACGGUGGGGGCAGUGGCGCCGGAUCCUCUGAUGCAUUUGGUAACACAAACCCAGCCGGGCCACAGGGUGACGGUGGUGCCCCUCUGCUCCAGAGCCAGCUGAGUGGAGAAGACAACCGUCUCAACAUCAACUCCAGUCCUGACGAACAUGAGCCCCUGUUGAGGAGAGAGCAGCCGGCAGCGCGCGAUCACUCCGGCCGCACCAACUCCAAUAACAACAACAGCAACAUCCACACAACUGCCUCUGCCACGAUUCAUACCUUAGUUCCUGUAGACGCCCAGAUGACAUUAACCCACUCUCCAGGGGCACCAGAUGGAAGGGAUGAUGGCGUUCAUCUGAGACAGCAUAAGCCCAGGAGACCUGAGCGGCCAAACUCACUGGACCUGUCAGCAACUUCCCAGGAUUCUUCUCUUCUGGAUGAGGUCGUGUCACAAGAGGGAAAAGACGGAUCGGCCGAGAAGAUUAAGAAGCGUGUGAAGACACCUUAUUCUUUGAAAAGGUGGCGUCCUUCUACAUGGGUCGUCUCUACAGAAACGCUGGGCGGAGAGGUGAAUAACAACGGGCACAGCCAGAAGAUGGGGACGGCAGCCACUGGAGGUGGUCACCCAAGUUCUGGCCAAUCAAAAUCCAGCAUCGCAGUGUUCCUGGUCAGCGGUGGAACUGCAACCGCCACUCUAACCUCCGACCCGCCAGAUAUGACCUGCCUGUGAACUCGCAUCUCCGCUUUUCCUCUGAGGACGAGCCCAGAUCAGAUUUUGAACACAGGAGGGGUUUGUCUAUGCUAUCGUGCUCCAAGAACUGAUCCAGCUGAUGACCGAAAAGAGAGUUUUUGGAAAGCAGACUCUUGAAGGGACGUAAUUUGGCAAGCACUUAACUUUGUCAAACUUAUCCAACAUGUUUUGAAGAAAUCGCUUUAAACCGAACCCAGCUAUGCAGCAACAUUGGUAUAAAAUGCUUCCAUUUGUUUGUUUUUUUUGUUUUGUUUUUUUUCAAUCAAGUAUGAUUCUUGUAUGGUUGUUCUUUCAUUUGUUGCGCUUUUUUUUGUAAGUAAUCUUAAUCACAGAUCCUCCGACCAUGUUAAAGACUGGUCUUAAAACUGAAAGACGUAAACGACAAUGUGUUGAUUUAACAAUCAUUGUAGAUUGGGCGAAAUUGAAAUCAUGUCCAUCUAAAAAAGGCAUCCAAGAUCAAAAAUAAACAAAAAGCAGUGGUCUUUAAGACAGGGUUGACUGCAUCUCUAAUACCUUUUAACCCACAAUACAUUCAUAUGUUUUAUAUUUGUUGUACGUAUCUGUGUAGUCAGUUUUUUGUAUCAUAUUUGGAAAUGUGCAAUAGACUUUAGCUUUGAGGUGCUCCAUAAGACAAUUUCAUUUUGCCGCUUUUGUUUGUUUCUUGUCUUUAGUUUAUUAUCUUGAAGCGCUGCUCUUAGCAGUGGCAAUCCUGUGUCCAUUCAGCUACCCUGACUGCUUUUGAGAAACAUUGAAACUUCUUAUAAAUGACAAUCCUACACCUUUUCACCAAUCCCAUCACUCAUGAAAUGGAAAGUAAAUGGAAAAUCUUGGGGCGUUUGCUUUAAUUACUAGAAGUUCAUAACAGACAACUUCUCACAAGCUUCAACAAGGACAGUAGGUUUUUUCUGUUACACUACAAGUCAGGCAUCAACCUAGACUGUUUGCUGGAAAUCAUGCUCUCUGAAGACACUGAAUAAUCAAGUCCCUCUCUGCACAUGCUCAGUGCAGUUUUACCUCUGUGAGAGUGUAUGUAAAUGUGUAUGUGUGGGUCUGUUUCUGCUUUACGGUAACUGAGCUCCUCGGAUCACAGCUGAAAAGGUAUCAGUCAAACGAGACUUUUCACUUCCCAUCUCUGCCAGGACAAUGGACGUUUGCUUGGUGUGCUUCAGAAAGCCAACACACACGUACAUACGACCUGAACAAUAUAUAUACAGUAUGUACAGACUGAAGCUCACAGCUACUUUAGUUUUAACCUCCGGUUAAGAUAAGCUGACAUGAUUGGUGUACAUUAAGAAAUCAUGAUUUGAUUCAUUUUAGCUGUUUCUGAAGAUAUUUUUUUUUCUCUUUAUUUUUUCAAAUGUUUAAUUUAUGUAGUAUCCAGGGCCAUCUUCAUUCUCUGGGUUUAUUAUUCUCAUGAAAUCGAAUCGGUAAGUUGUUUAUAAUCAUGUAAAAUUAUCUUAUUUCAAUGAUACUUUCAAUCAAAUACAUCAGAAAUGCAUGUAGUUUCACCCUUCUUUUGCAAGUCAAUCAUGUACAUUUGACGAGGGAUUGAGCCUUUUUUGGUGCCACUAGAAAUACAGUCGUAAAAGUACGGCAUCCUCAUUUUGAAAUCAUCUACGAGAGCAAAUUAUGUUUUUACCAGCCAUAACAUGGGCCUCGUAUUUUAUCCUACAACUGCUGCCUUUUGUGGAAAACAAAGGACAUGAGCCAUUCAAAUAAUUAUUCCCUCAUAUAGCAAGGCCCUGCUUCCCUAGAAAUACCAGGAAAACCAAAGAUAGCACAUGUUUGAUCAAAGAGCACUUACCGUGCUAUAUGCAUUUUCCAUAAUGAGUGUGGGGAUUAACCAUGAUUUGGCACACAUAUUAUCUUUGGACUUUGUCCAGUGCAGAGUGGGGAACUUUCAAAAAGUCAUCUGAUAUGUCCCUUCCAUUGGAUUUUUCUUUCUGAAAACGAGAUGAUAAAGUGCAGUUUAGUUUCUCAUGCCCUCUUUUCUGAACCAAUCAGUGCUUCAGUCUGACUUUUGUAUAUGUUUGUAAUAUAGGCUAACCUCUGUGGUGUAUAUAUACAGCGCAUUUGUAUGCACAUCUACAGACUCCUCAUCUGUUGCUUUGGGACCAAGAACAACGCUACAUCUGUUAGAUAUAUCUGAAGAUAAACACAGUAACAAGACUGUUUUCAGCUAGAUACUUCAGAAUGCUGGAGUCAAACAGAAGAUUGUGAACUGAAAUGAGAAAUAAUAGCCUAAUAAAAGACAAAACAAACCUCCAGUGCUAAUCUGAAUAAAAAAGAACAAACGUUUGAUUUAGACCAAAGCGUUGAAGCUAAAACGUUAAUGAAGCUGAGUCAUUGGAAGUGUAGUUUGUUCAGGACUGUCCCAUCUGCUACAUGUUAAUAAUGCAAGAUGUUUACACCAGAGCCUUUGUCCAGUUUUACAGCACAUUGUUGAAUACCAAAUCAUUUAUAGAUACUACAUGCCUUGUUUAUUCUUGAAGCAGGCCUCGAGAAGUCAGACUUUUUUGAAUUCAGUCAAGUUGCAGGAGUGUUUUAACUAAACCAAGUCGUACUCUUGAGUUUAAAAUGAGUCCGUUAUUGAAUCCUACAUCGAUUGGAACUCACUCGCAAAACCAAACAUGAAAAUGACAAAUGGCUAACAACGUGUCCCCUAAAACACAAACUUUGAGUAUCAGCUGUAUUUUGGAGUGCAAAUGAGCGAAAGAAUGAAGGGUCUGUGUUGACAAGCUGAUUUUUUUCUUUUUACUUUUGAGUUCAUAUUGAAGCUGAAGUCUUCAUUUGGCCCCUGCCUAGAUGGAUGUUCACAAAAAAAAAAAGCCACCGACCUUUUCUAUUACAGCUUGUAAAGUGAGCACUUUGAGAA